Adineta steineri is the source of this 285-nucleotide messenger RNA. The record is from the annotation of a GenBank genome assembly. NCBI's taxonomy places the organism in Eukaryota, Metazoa, Rotifera, Eurotatoria, Adinetida, Adinetidae.
AUGGCAUUGGCCAUGUUUAUUUUUGCUUUUGCUCAUAUGGCUCAUGCUGAUGAAGAAAGUGAUGAAAAUGAAUAUGGUGCUAAUGAUGCACAACAAUUUUUACAAAAACGUCUUUUUGGUAUCCCAUUUCCUCGUGAACAACGUCGAGAAGCUAAAGAAAAAUAUGAAGAACGAUGUGAACGUGCUUUAGGUAUCAAUAAAGUAACUGGUCUUCAACGAUGGUGCCCAAAACUUGAAGAAUGGGAUCAAUGGCGUGCAGCAACAAGUAAAGAUCGACGUGGUUAA